AUGUUGCUACGCUUGGGCUCGCUGAGCUUUGAGCUCAGCAUGUGGAGUCCCGUCUAUGCCGUCGCGCCCUUUGUCUUGCUCUCCAUAUCCAUCCCGCUCGCCUUCUUCGCCCUCGUUACCACGUCCAUCGCCAUCACGCUUCUGUCGUUGCGCGCAUUGGCCAUCUACUUCCGCUUGGCCGUUGCCAUUGUAGGCGCGUGGCUCUCUCCGUUGCCUCCAUCAAAACACAACCCUCUCCGUCGUUCUCGCCCCGUACCCGCGUCAGCCCGACAUUCACCAAAGAGCGUGCACCAGCGCUCCCGCCGUACCAGUAUCACCGGCACAGCAUCCAUCCAGGGCCCUGGUGCCUAUUCUGCUCAGUCUACAAACUUUCUUCAGCGAAAGAACAACUCGCUUACCGCUCUGAUCGGUACCAGCGAGUUGACGCGAGAUUUUGAAGGCGUAGGUGGCUGGAGAGUCGCAGGUGAUGACGAUGAAGAGGCAUUGUGGAUGGGCAUUAACUCAAGACUCGAACUACCUGCCGAGACACCAACCAGACGGCGCAGGUUAAGCUAUACGGGCACUGCCAGCCCAGGUCAGCGAUUGAGCAUCGGAUCGGAGAUCUUGCGGAUGAGUCCGGUGCAAAGCAGAUCGAGGACACCCGUACGUUUUGUGCAUGACGAUGAGUAUGGCUACUUCCCCCAGCAGCCCAUACCAAACAACACACGCUUCAGCCACAGCCCAGACACCGCCCACGAACGCAAGAGACGAAAGAGCACUAGCGCGAGUAGCACGUCCAGCAACACGUCAACUGGCUUGACAAUAGCAACAAAGCAUGCAGGAGAGAAAUUCUGA
Bipolaris zeicola 26-R-13 is the source of this 834-nucleotide messenger RNA. RefSeq lists its product as uncharacterized. The record is from RefSeq and is a predicted model, not a curated record. The transcript has a single exon. The coding region runs from base 1 to 834 and encodes 277 amino acids. Lineage: Eukaryota; Fungi; Ascomycota; Dothideomycetes; Pleosporales; Pleosporaceae.